Trichoplusia ni (cabbage looper) is the source of this 2314-nucleotide messenger RNA. Its product is annotated as zonadhesin-like. Lineage: Eukaryota; Metazoa; Arthropoda; Insecta; Lepidoptera; Noctuidae. The transcript is spliced from 12 exons. The coding region runs from base 23 to 2188 and encodes 721 amino acids. The record is from RefSeq and is a predicted model, not a curated record.
GAACAGACGGUGCUAAGUCGCGAUGGAGGUCAGAGGACUGCUUGUUUUAGUUUUAAUAGCCAAUGUGUUUGUUUUAGUUUCAAGUUCAGGCGAGGAAAAUAGCAAUUCAAGUGAAGUAGAAAAAUCUUCCAGUGGCCAUGGACGCGCUGCUUUUCUUCCACCAAGGAGAAGAAGACACACCAAACCAAGAAGAUGUCGAAGAGGAAGUAGAUGUGGCAAAGGAGAAGAGUUUUCCACGUGUAUCCAAUCAAUAGUUAGGCCGCAAUAUUGCGCGGAAGAGGAAAACCAGGGAGUCCGUUCAAUGGAUCCAGUUAAUGCAUCGUGCAAGAAGGGCUGCGUCUGCAAAGUUGAUUACUUGAGAGCCGAUAACGGGACUUGCAUACCUAAGGACCAAUGUGUACCGAAGUGCUGUAAUAACGAAGUAUUAGACACCUGUCCAGGUCCAUGUGAUAAUGAUUAUUGUCCUAAGAAGGAAAAUGAAAAUGCUGACUGCAUAGGAGCUACAGUCUGUCUUAAACCCAGAUGCAAAUGUGCCUUCAACCAUCGACGAGAUGAGAACGGGAAAUGUAUACCAACCACUAGCUGCCCUCCCUUCGACUGCAGCGCCCGCCCGAAUGAAGAGUUUGAUGCUUGCCCUCCGCUCUGCCCCACUGACGACUGCAGUCAAGCUUCACCUUCUGGCAAAUGCCCAGCUCUCUUUGGCAAUAUCGGCAUAGUUCUACCUUGUAACCCAAAAUGCAGGUGCAUCAAAGGCUACUGGAGAAACAAUGGAACGUGUGUGCCUUAUGGACAAUGUCCUGGUGUCUGUCCUACCAAUGAGAGGUAUUCGGAAUGUAUUCAAGGUGAAUGUAGAGCACUCAGUUGUACCGAAAAGGACAAAUCAAUACCGUGUCCGAGGAUCAAAACAGAAAAUUGUUUGAAGGGAUGUGUGUGCGAGGAAAACUAUUUGCGAGCAGCAAACGGCACAUGUGUACCGAAAGACCAAUGUGAAAAUAACGUGUGCCCUGCUAACGAAGAAUGGUCAGAAUGUACGCAAGGGGUUUGUAGAGCAUUGAAUUGCUCUCAAAGAGGAAUCCAAGUGCCCUGUCCUGGCAUCGUAGCGGGGAGCUGCAUAAAAGGAUGUGUUUGUAAAGAAAAUUACUUAAGAGAUGAUAGUGGAGCUUGUAUACCGGCUGAUCAGUGUUACGCCGGUGUGUGUCCAAACGACGAAGAAUACGUCGCAUGUAGUCAAGCGUUACGAAGACUAACGAAUUGUUCUCAACGAGGACAUUACAUUAACUUUGACAGCCCCGAACCGUGUGAAGGUGCAUGUGUCUGCAAAGAAGGCCUUUUGAGGACAAACGAAGGGCUUUGUGUACCAGAAGACAAGUGUGGAAACAUCACUUGUUUCGAUAAUGAAAUUCUGGACAACUGCGCCAAGGAUUGCAACUCCGACUACUGUCCGUUUGCGCCUGAUGUUGAAGAUUACUGCUAUAAACCAGAACCUUGCCAGCCUAAAUGUAAAUGCAGAUUCAACUAUAGGAGAUCAAGCAACGGUACUUGCAUCCCCACGAGAGAUUGUCCCCCUUUUGACUGCUCUGAUCGACCAAACGAGGAAUAUAAAUCCUGCCCACCGCUUUGUCCCACCGACGAGUGUUCUCUUCCAAGGGUAAACGGCAAGUGUCCGUUCAGGAUAGGUGUAACCCUGGAGUGCAAUCCAAAAUGCCAAUGUAAAGAGGGCUAUGGAAGAGUCAAUGGCACCUGCACCCCAUAUGAGCAAUGUCCGGAUCUUUGCCCAGCCAACGAGGAAUACUCUUCGUGUACACAGGCAACGUGCCAGCCACAAAACUGCACCGAUAGAGACACCCUCGUCCCCUGUCCGGGAUACGACAAAAACUCCUGUAAAAGGGGAUGUAUAUGUAAGAAGGAUGACUACAGAAACGAAAUUGGAAAAUGUGUCUCAUACAAGGAGUGUGGAGGUCCAAUCUGCCCCUACAAAAAUGAAGUGUUCACUAGCAAAAAGGUCGGAUGUCCACCGAACACGUGCAUAUCUCUAGUCGCCAAAUUCAAAUGUGAUGCAGAUCAAAAAGUGGAGCCUGGCUGCGUCUGCCAAUCUGGAUACUUGAGGCUUAAUGAGACCUCACCCUGUAUACCUAUAUGCCAGUGCCCACAAAUGUCUAGUUCACCCGAUUGUAUUGGGAAACAGUGAAAUAAGACUUCUAGCAAUAAUAGGGGAAACUAUGCUAAAAUGUAGCUAUUAGUAGAGGAUAAAUGUAUAUUAAUUUAAAAGUACAAUGCUAUGUUUUGUGCGCAAUAAAAAAAUAAGAGAAAUCAA